Molecule: messenger RNA, 18149 nt
Organism: Coregonus sp. 'balchen'
Lineage: Eukaryota; Metazoa; Chordata; Actinopteri; Salmoniformes; Salmonidae
Source: the annotation of a GenBank genome assembly
AUGAGCCGCCGCCACGCAACAGGUAAGAAUCGAGUCAAGUGCACGCUGCAGCGUGAGAAUUUGUUACAAAAUUACGAAGUUAUAAUGUUGCAAUUUAAUGUCACGUGUGAUGGUAGCGCUUUGUGUUUGUGGUAAAUGAAGUGUGUAAAAUGUGCCUGCAAAUAAACUCUGUCCUGACGUAUUAUAGCGAGGGUAGUUUUGCUACUUAUUGGCUGCAGUUGGGUGGGGAGGGGGUUAGGAAUGCACCGGACGCUCAGGUUUCUACAGUCAGUGGAAAAACACCAAUGAAGUUGUUCCCAGGCAUGUUUCUAAUGUAAAUAUUCGUUUCCCACAAAUCCUUUCAGAAUUCCGAGGGGCCUCCCCCUCCCCACCGUUGCCUACAGAUCAUGUGUUGAACUCGGGAGCAGUGGUUUUCCCUGGUAGGCUAUAAUAAAUACUCUAUUCAUUAUUUGUUACAAUGUGCAAAAUGUAACAAAACAAUAGCAAAACAUGAACUCUAACAAUGUGCACAUGAAAUGAUUGGACUUCUGUCAACAGGUGCCUUUGAUCAGCAUGGAUGUCCUCUGGUUAUGUUCCCUGUGGAUGCUCAUGGCAAUCUUUCAGAUCUAAGCAAAUCUGAAGUGGUUGACUUCAUACACUACUUCCUCAGUUUGCACAAGUAUGUACCUACAAUGUAAUUGUGUGUGUGUUUUUAAGAAGGAUGUCAAUUUAAGAUGAUUGCACAAACAAAACAGUUAGUCAUGUUAAGCCGUACUAAUACCACUUUGUUUUUAUAGUAAGAAACAGGAGAAGGAGAGUUUGGUUUCAGUUGUGGCUGAUUUGAGACAAGCCACUCUUACUACAACAAGGUUCAUCGCUGAAACUCUUCUUCUCCUUGAGGUAUCUAUUUUAUCAUUUUGCAACAAUAAUUUGAGUCGGCAUUUCAUAUUUUGUACAGACACAAAUAUUUCAUGUUUUAGAUGGAUUGUAAGGCAUUGCGUUACAGUAAUGGGUCAUAGUUGGUUCAUAAAGUAAUGUUAUUUAGUACCCCUCAAUCCACUUCUGCACAAUUCAAAAUAAGUUGAUUUUUGUCUUUGAAGUGUUGACAAAAAGUGAGUCUCAGUUUUAUUGCUGUGUCCAGUUCAACCACAAUAAUGUUGUUCAGCACUUCAUAGCUCCACCUCAGAUUGGCCUUUCUGGUACUCCUGUCUCAUUAAGUGUUAUUUUCUGAUGUUGCUCUUCAGGGCUAAAACACUGAAGCUGUGUUGGGGGAGGGAGAUCACAUGCUGGAUCAUAUGCCUUCAGUUAUUUAAUAAACUCUAGUGGAAUUGCAUGAGGAAUUGCAUUAUCUGAGCUAAAUUGGUUAAUGUGUUUGUUCGGAAAUCUGCAAUACACAAUUCACCGUGGUCUGUGGCUUUCUUUGUCUGAUUACUUUUAUCAUGUUGACAAUCAAAUGGCAGACUGUUAAUGUCCACAAACAUACUAAUGUGUACAUUUGAUUUAGUCAUUUUUGAUAAUGGUGCAGUGAAUCUUUAGGUCAGUUUGUCAUCCUCAUUUGUCAUGGCCACUGACAGAACAGUGGUGCUCAUUACAAUUCCAAAUCAGGGAAGGCUUUCAGUGUGCCCCACCCAAGUUGUACUACUAGAAUGUGUGUGAUUUUGACUUGUCAUUAAUUAAUAUUGAUGAAAGUGUAACAUUCAUUUCUCGCCCCAUCUAGUUUCAUAGGAGGACCGCACACACUGUAUACAUAAUUCAACCGAAAAAGAAAGAUGUUCUGAAACUAUUGUUGAAACUGCUGGUACCAUCAAAGUCAUAUGUUGCUCCCUUUAAGGUAAGAUGGGUUCACUGACUGUGAAUUCACCUUUCAUAGUACAUAGCAUGAAACUAGGAUGUGUGUGUGUGGGGCUAAACAUCCUUUUAAUACCAACAGAGAGUUCUGCUGAAAGAGGUCUUUGACCUUUCCAACUACAUUGAUAGAAGCCAGUUGACUGCAGCUUUAGGAGGCUACCUGGUUUACUGUCAUCGGAGUUGGGUGACCUUUAUCAAGGUUUGUCUCUUACAAUCAGUUACAUGGACUGUAUUUCAUUUUAUCCUGUGGUAUUUUGCUUAUUGGUCAAGUGAAAAGUUAUGCCAUUUGUAAAAUGCUUGUGCCCAUUCAUUGGCAUAUAAUCUCACCAGAAUUCUCAUGCCAGUUUUCUUUCAAAGAAUUCCAUGGAUUACUAGCGUCACUACUCGUUCUGUAGAAUAAGCACCCAAGACUUUUCUUAUGAUAAAUCUUAUGCAAUACAUGACUAGUCUUGUCAAUAGUGUAAUGUGAUCUUCUUAAAAGGGCAGUCUUGUUUGCCACAGUGAGCUUUGGCGGGUAGAUUAUCUGGAGGUCUUAGAAUCAGUCAUAACUCCACUAAUAUGUUUAACACACGGCAGCAUUGUCCUCCUCUCCCCAUCAGGGGUUGAUGGACGACCUCACUGGGGGCUCCUAUCCUCUGCUUUUGCUGUCUGUCUUGAGGAUGAAAUGACUAGAGGGGGAGACUUCCGCGCCAAGCUAAAUUCUUAUUUCUUCCACUAGUAAACAUCUGUGGUAGAUUCAGUUAAUGAAUCUAUAUAGAGAGAUGAGUGUGCAGUCAGUGAUUCAACUGCGUCAUCUGUGGGGAGAUCUUUCAUUCAUGAGUUUCAGUGAUGUGGCCCCCGAUCCAUUGUUUGUUACCUUGGUGAAGCUUGCGCAAUUGCAGAGUGCAAUCAGCGGACCUCAUUACCAAGUGAAAGGCGGCCCCCUCUCCUCUUGCCAUUUGAUCAUAUUCACUCAUGUUUGACUGGGUAUUCACCCAUGUUAACUAUUCAUUAGUACUGCUGAGGGCAGUCUGUUUUGAGACGAUAUAAUUAAUGUUUUCGGCUACAGUGUUGUGCUGUUAGAGUAACUAAAUGGACAUUCUUGGCAAAACAAUUUCCAGUAGAUUGAGUAGGUGAGCAAACUGUUGUUUUUGUUACAGUUGUAGAUUUUGGUUGUCUUUUGCCUAAUUGGUUGGUGGUUGUACAACUUCGACAAGCAUAUGAAUAAUGCUUUUUUGAUGCGACAGGAUUUACUUUUUUUUUUUCCUAAUCUUUUUGUUUACUUCAUCUCACCCUCUGAUUACCCCUCUAACUAUCUUGGACUGUUGUUUAUGUAGGAGAUUGACUGCUUUGUCCAGGAGUUUCUCUCGGUGGUCCAGAGGCUCCCGUCCUCCAUCUCCACCCUGCAGACCCUCUCCAGACAGCCUGUUCCUUCUGCCUUCACCGAGCUGAAGGCCUUCUGUUCCACCAACGAGGCCAAGUUCCAACUGCUUCGGCGGUAAGAGACUCCAUUUUCACCAUUGGUCUCUUUCAGUUGGACAUAACAAAUGCCUACUUUGGCUAGUACAGGUAGGUGUAAGCCGACAUAUAGCUACUGUACAUGUGCUCACUUUCUAACAGUGCUUUUAAUGACUUAAGUUACCUGCCUCAAGUUGCAACGCCUGUUGAAGGAUUUCCUUGAACAGUUCCUUGACUCUAUGGACUCUUCUGCCCCUGCAAAGGCUGAGUGACCGCGUAUGUACAAACGACAUGUUGAACUCUACUAUCCUUGUGGUGUGUAGGGAGCUGGGGUUGGACGAGCUGCUAAGGCACUGUGAGUGUGUGGUCGAGAAGCUGCGCUACCCUGAGAAGAACUCGUGCUAUCAGGCCGUGGCCGGGACGGCCCUCUUCACCCACACAGCCUUCGACAUGCUGCAGAACUACAGCAGGUACUUCUGUGUGGUAGACACUCCUGAGAAAGUAAAUGUAGGCAAGCUGGCAUUUAGCGUUUCCUUACGUGGAGGAGUAAGGUGUGCAUUUAUAUUUGCUGUUGAAGUGAGUACUUGCAUAUUUUACACAGAAAAUAACUUUCUAUCUAGGCAAAGCUGUCAAUGGAUAGCUAUUAUGUACAGUCGUGGUCAAACGUUUUGAGAAUGACACAAGUAUUGGUCUUCACAAAGUUCGCUGCUUCAGUGUUAUGAGAUAUUUUUGUCAGAUGUUACUAUGGUAUACUGAAGUAUAAUUACAAGCAUUCCAUAAGUGUCAAAGGCUUUUAUUGACAAUUACAUUAAGUUUAUGCAAAUAGUCAAUAUUUGCAGUGUUGACCCUUCUUUUUCAAGACCUCUGCAUUCUACCCUGGCAUGCUGUCAAUUAACUUCUGGGCCACAUCCUGACUGAUGGCAGCCCAUUCUUGCAUAAUCAAUGCUUGGAGUUUGUCCGAAUUUGUGGGGUAUUGUUUGUCCACCCGCCUCUUGAGGAUCGACCACAAGUUCUGGGGAGUUUCCUGGCCAUGGACCCAAAAUGGCGAUGUUUUGUUCGCCAAGCCACUUAGUUAUCACUUUUGCCUUAUGGCAAGGUGCUCCAUCAUGCUGGAAAAGGUAUUGGUCGUCACCAAACUGUUCUUGGAUAGUUGGGAGAAGUUGCACUCGGAGGUGUAUGUAUGGAGGUGUAAGUACAGUGGGGGAAAAAAGUAUUUAGUCAGCCACCAAUUGUGCAAGUUCUCCCACUUAAAAAGAUGAGAGAGGCCUGUCAUUCGCAUGAGAAAGAGACAGAUAUCGUGGACGUAGGUCGGGGUGCCUUGUAAGGAUCCAACGGCAAGCGAGUAAACUGCCUCCCCCAUCAAUCCUAUUAGCCAAUCUUCAAUCAUUUGAGAAUAAAUUGAUGACCUAAGAUUACGGUUAUCCUACCAACGGGACAUUAAAAACUGUAAUAUCUUAUGUUUCACCGAGUCGUGGCUGAACAACGACAUGGACAACGUACAGCUAGCGGGCUAUACGCUACAUCGGCAGGAUAGAACGGCUGACUCCGGUAAGACAAGGGUGGCGGUCUGUGUAUAUUUGUAAACAACAGCUGGUGCACAAAAUUAAAUACUAAGGAAGUCUCAAGGUUUUGCUCGCCUGAGGUAGAGUAUCUUAUGAUAAGCUGUAGACCACACUAUUUACCAAGAGAGUUUUCAUCUAUAUUUUUCAUAGCUGUCUAUUUACCACCACAAACCAAUGCUGGCAUUAAGAUUGCACUGAAUGAGCGAAAAAAAAUCCAGAAAAUCACAUUGUAGGAUUUUUAAUGAAUUAUUUGCAAAUUAUGGUGGAAAAUAAGUAUUUGGUCAAUAACAAAAGUUUCUCAAUACUUUGUUAUAUACCCUUUGUUGGCAAUGACACAGGUCAAAGGUUUUCUGUAAGUCUUCACAAGGUUUUCACACACUGUUUGCUGGUAUUUUGGGCCCAUUCCUCCAUGCAGAUCUCCUCUAGAGCAGUGAUGUUUUGGGGCUGUCGCUGGGCAACAGACUUUCAACUCCCUCCAAAGAUUUCUAUGGGGUUGAGAUCUGGAGACUGGCUAGGCCACUCCAGGACCUUGAAAUGCUUCUUACGAAGCCACUCCUUCGUUGCCCGGGCGGUGUGUUUGGGAUCAUUGUCAUGCUGAAAGACCCAGCCAUGUUUCAUCUUCAAUGCCCUUGCUGAUGGAAGGUUUUCACUCAAAAUCUCACGAUACAUGGCCCCAUUCAUUCUUUCCUUUACACGGAUCAGUCGUCCUGGUCCCUUUGCAGAAAAACAGCCCCAAAGCAUAAUGUUUCCACCCCCAUGCUUCACAGUAGGUAUGGUGUUCUUUGGAUGCAACUCAGAAUUCUUUGUCCUCCAAACACGACGAGUUGAGUUUUUACAAAAAAGUUCUAUUUUGGUUUCAUCUGACCAUAUGACAUUCUCCCAAUCCUCUUCUGGAUCAUCCAAAUGCACUCUAGCAAACUUCAGACGGGCCUGGACAUGUACUGGCUUAAGCAUGGGGACACGUCUGGCACUGCAGGAUUUGAGUCCCUGGCGGCGUAGUGUGUUACUGAUGGUAGGCUUUGUUACUUUGGUCCCAACUCUCUGCAGGUCAUUCACUAGGUCCCCCCGUGUGGUUCUGGGAUUUUUGCUCACCGUUCUUGUGAUCAUUUUGACCCCACGGGGUGAGAUCUUGCGUGGAGGCCCAGAUCGAGGGAGAUUAUCAGUGGUCUUGUAUGUCUUCCAUUUCCUAAUAAUUGCUCCCACAGUUGAUUUCUUCAAACCAAGCUGCUUACCUAUUGCAGAUUCAGUCUUCCCAGCCUGGUGCAGGUCUACAAUUUUGUUUCUGGUGUCCUUUGACAGCUCUUUGGUCUUGGCCAUAGUGGAGUUUGGAGUGUGACUGUUUGAGGUUGUGGACAGGUGUCUUUUAUACUGAUAACAAGUUCAAACAGGUGCCAUUAAUACAGGUAACGAGUGGAGGACAGAGGAGCCUCUUAAAGAAGAAGUUACAGGUCUGUGAGAGCCAGAAAUCUUGCUUGUUUGUAGGUGACCAAAUACUUAUUUUCCACCAUAAUCUGCAAAUAAAUUCAUUAAAAAUCCUACAAUGUGAUUUUCUGGGGAAAAAAUUCUCAAUUUGUCUGUCAUAGUUGACGUGUACCUAUGAUGAAAAUUACAGGCCUCUCUCAUAUUUUUAAGUGGGAGAACUUGCACAAUUGGUGGCUGACUAAAUACUUUUUUCCCCCACUGUAUGGCGCCGGAGAAGAUGGCUGCUGUUUUACAGCCCUCUAACCAAUUGUACUAUUAUGUGUGUUUUUCCACGUUAUUUGUAAUUUAUUUUGUACAUAAUGUGUCUGCCAUAGUCUCUUAUAACCAAAAAGAGCUUCUGGAUAUCAGGACAGCGAUUACUCACCUCGUAUUGGACGAAGAUUUUUUCUUCAACGAGGCGGCCGCGAAGGAUAUCCUACAGACACCCGACAAGGCCCAAAUCCCUGUCAUUCGCAUGAGAAAGAGACAGAGAUAUAGUGGACGUAGGUCGGGGUGCCUUGUAAGGAUCCAACGGCAAGCGAGUAAACUGCCUCUCCCAUCAAACCUAUUAGCCAAUCUUCAAUCAUUUGAGAAUAAAUUGAUGACCUAAGAUUACGGUUAUCCUACCAACGGGACAUUAAAAACUGUAAUAUCUUAUGUUUCACCGAGUCGUGGCUGAACGACGACAUGGACAACGUACAGCUAGCGGGCUAUACGCUACCUCGGCAGGAUAGAACGGCUGACUCCGGUAAGACAAGGGGUGGCGGUCUGUGUAUAUUUGUAGCUCAACUGGUAGAGCACGGCGCUUGUAACGCCAAGGUAGUGGGUUCGAUCCCCGGGACCACCCAUACACAAAAAUUUAUGCAUCAUGACUAAGUCGCUUUGAAUAAAAGCGUCUGCUAAAUGGCAUUAUUAUUAUUAUUAUUAUUAUUAUUAUUAUUAUUAUUAACAGCUGGUGCACAAAAUUAAAUAUUAAGGAAGUCUCAAGGUUUUGCUCGCCUGAGGUAGAGUAUCUUAUGAUAAGCUGUAGACCACACUAUUUACCAAGAGAGUUUUCAUCUAUAUUUUUCAUAGCUGUCUAUUUACCACCACAAACCAAUGCUGGCAUUAAGAUUGCACUGAAUGAGCUGUAUAAGGCCAUAAGUGAACAGGAAAACGCUCAUCCAGAGGCAGCGCUCCUAGUGGCCAGGGACUUUAAUGCAGGGAAACUUAAAUCCAUUUUACCUCUUUUCUACCAGCAUGUUAAAUGUGCAACCAGAGGAAAAACAACUCUAGACCACCUUUACUCCACACACCGAGACGCAUACAAAGCUCUCCCUCACCCUCCAUUUGGCAAAUCUGACCAUAACUCUAUCCUCCUGAUUCCUGCUUAUAAGCAAAAACUAAAGCAGGAAGCGCCAGUGACUUGGUUAAUAAAAAAAGUGUUCAGAUGACGCAGAUGCUAAGCUACAGGACUGUUUUGCUAGCACAGACUGGAACAGGUUCCGGGAUUCUUCAGAUAGCAUUGAGGAGUUCACCACAUCAGUCACUGGCUUCAUCAAUAAGUGCAUCGAUGAUGUCAUCCCCACAGUGACCGUACGUACAUACCCCAACCAGAAGCCAUGGAUUACAGGAAACAUCCGCACUGAGCUAAAGGGUAGAGCUGCCGUUUUCAAGGAACGGGACUCUAACCCGGACGCUUAUAAGAAAUCCCGCUAUGCCCUCCGACGAACCAUCAAACAGGCAAAGAGUCAAUACAGGACUAAGAUUGAAUCGUACUACACCGGCUCUGACGCUCAUCGGAUGUGGCAAGGCUUGAAAACUAUUACAGACUACAAAGGGAAGCACAGCCGCGAGCUGCCCAGUGACACAAGACUUCCAGACGAGCUAAACCACUUCCAUGCUCGCUUCGAGGCAAGCAACACUGAAGCAUGCAUGAGAGCACCAGCUGUUCCGGAUGACUAUGUGAUCACGCUCUUCGUAGCCGAUGUGAGUAAGACUUUUAAGCAGGUCAACAUUCACAAGGCCGCAGGGCCAGACGGAUUACCAGGACGUGUACUCCGAGCAUGUGCUGACCAACUGGCAAGUGUCUUCACUGACAUUUUCAACAUGUCCCUGACUGAGUCUGUAAUACCAACAUGUUUCAAGCAGACCACCAUAGUCCCCGUGCCCAAGGACACUAAGAUAACCUGCCUAAAUGACUACCGACCCGUAGCACUGACGUCUGUAGCCAUGAAGUGCUUUGAAAAGGCUGGUCAUGGUUCACAUCAACACCAUUAUCCCAGAAACCGUAGACCCACUCCAAUUUGCAUACUGCCCCAACAGAUCCACAGAUGAUGCAAUCUCUAUUGCACUCCACACUGCCCUUUCCCACCUGGACAAGAGGAACACCUACUUGAGAAUGCUAUUCAUUGACUACAGCUCAGCAUUCAACACCAUAGUGCCCUCAAAGCUCAUCACUAAGCUAAGGAUCCUGGGACUAAACGCCUCCCUCUGCAACUGGAUCCUGGACUUCUUGACGGGCCGCCCCCAGGUGGUAAGGGGAGGUAACAACACAUCUGCCACACUGAUCCUCAACACGGGGGCCCCUCAGGGGUGCGUGCUCAGUCCCCUCCUGUACUCCCUGUUCACCCAUGACUGCAUGGCCAGGCACGACUCCAACACCAUCAUAAGUUUGCAGACGACACAACAGUGGUAGGACCUGAUCACCGACAACGAUGAGACAGCCUAUAGGGAGGAGGUCAGAGACCUGGCCGUGUGGUGCCAAGAUAACAACCUCUCCCUCAACGUGACCAAGACAAAGGAGAUGAUUGUGGACUACAGGGGGAAAAAAAGAGGACUGAGCACUCCCCCAUUCUCAUCGACGGGGCUGUAGUGGAACAGGUUGAGAGCGUCAAGUUCCUUGGUGUCCACACCAAUGAACUAUCAUGGUCCAAACACACCAAGACAGUCGUGAAGAGGGCACGACAAAGCCUAUUCCCCCUCAGGAGACUGAAAAGAUUUGGCAUGGGUCCCCAGAUCCUCAAAAUUCUACAGCUGCACCAUUGAGAGCAUCCUGACCGGUAGCAUCACCGCCUGGUAUGGCAACUGCUUGGCCUCCGACCGCAAGGCACUACAGAGGGUAGUGCGUACGGCCCAGUACAUCACUGGGGCCAAACUUCCUGCCAUCCAGGACCUCUAUACCAGGCGGUGUCAGAGGAAGGCCAUCAAAAUUGUCAUAGACUCCAGCCACCCUAGUCAUAGACUGUUCUCUCUGCUACAGCACGGCAAGCGGUACCGGAGUGCCAAGUCUAGGUCCAAAAAACUUCUCAACAGCUUCUACCCCCAAGCCAUAAGACUCCUGAACAGCUAAUCAUGGCUACCCGGACUAUUUGCACUGCCCCCCCCCACCCCAUAUUUUUACGCUGCUGCUACUCUGUUAAUUAUUUAUGCAUAGUCACUAACUCUACCCACAUGUACAUAUUACUUCAACUACCUCAACUAGCCGGUACCCCCCUGUAUAUAUAUAUAGCCUCCCUACUGUUAUUUUACUUCUGCUCUUUUUUUCUCAACACUUUUUUGUUUUAUUUUACUUUUUUAUUAAAAAUAAAUGCACUGUUGGUUAAGGGCUGUAAGUAAGCAUUUCACUGUAAUGUCUGCACCUGUUGUAUUCGGCGCAUGUGGCCAAUAAAAUUUGAUUUGAUGUGUUGGUACCAUUUCUUUAUUCAUGGCUGUGUUCUUAGGCAAAAUUGUGAGUGAGCCCACUCCUUUGGCUGAGAAGCAACCCCACACAUGAAUGGUCUCAGGAUGCUUUACUGUUGGCAUGACACAGGACUGAUGGUAACGCUCACCUUGUCUUCUCCUGUGUUUUCCGGAUGCCCCAAACAAUCGGAAAGGGGUUCAUCAGAGAAAAUGACUUUACCCCAGUCCUCAGCAGUCCAAUCCCUGUAUCUUUUGCAGAAUAUCAGUCUGUCCCUGUUGUUUUUCCUGGAGAGAAGUGGCUUCUUUGCUGCCCUUCUUGACACCAGGCAAUCCUCCAAAAGUCUUCGCCUCACUGUGCGUGCAGAUGCACUCACGCUUGCCUGCAGCCAUUCCUGAGCAAGCUCUGCACUGGUGGUGCCCCAAUCCCGAAGCUGAAUCAACUUUAGGAGACGGUCCUGGCGCUUGCUGGACUUUCUUGGGCGCCCUGAAGCCUUCUUCACAACAAUUGAACCUCUCUCCUUGAAGUUGUUGAUGAUCCGAUAAAUGGUUGAUUUAGGUGCAAUCUUACUAGCAGCAAUAUCCUUGCCUGUGAAGCCCUUUUUGUGCAAAGCAACGAUGACGGCACGUGUUUCCUUGUAGGUAACCAUGGUUAACAGAGGAAGAACAUAUACAUUCUGGAGUAUAUGCAAAUUACCAUCAUCAAAACUGAGGCAGCAGACUUUGUGAAAAUUUAGUAUUUGUGUAAUUCUCAAAACUUUUGACCACGACUGUAAGCAAUGUAUACAGAACUGCUCUAUUUCAAGGUUCUUCAUAGUAUUCUGCUACCAUGAGUCGUUUCCACGGGUUGACUGUAUUUGAUUGUCUUUGUUGAAAGGAUAACUGUGGCUGUGGAAAAAAUUGAGUUGCUGUGGCAACAGGCCUUUUCCAAGGCCCACCUUCAGCUGCAGGUCUUCCAGCUGCGUAAUGAGGCACAGCAGGUUUGUUAUAAUACAUAAAAACAAUUACUUUAAGAUUCUGUUCAUUAGGGGCACGCAACCAAAAACAUUAAAAAAUGCUUUGCAACUGAAAUCAAAAAAAGUCCAGUCCCUGUUUGUCAGUUCUUACAUUUGGUGCCUAAUGAACAUGACCCAGUUGUCUUGCCUUUUUCCAUUUCAGAGAGGCUUAUUUAAAUGUUGAAUUAUUUUGGUUUAUUUACCUCCACUUGCAGAUAAUGGAACAGAUUAAAAGCCUUCAGAAAGAGAAGCUCCAGCCUUACAGAAUAGAGAUCGCAAAAGAUGCCAGAAGGGCUGAGACGUUAACAUCAGAAUUUGAGGCAUCCAUCUAUACUCCUGCCAUGGUAAAUAUAGGCUACUCUGAUAUUUUCUUCCUUCUAAGAUGUGUGCAUUGCAGUAUUAGAGCUGCUGUGUGGAUCCUAAACAACACAGCGGUGGUGUUUGUCCUCCUCCUUGUCAGGCCCUGGUCCGCUGUUCUGAGGAUGUGAUCCACACGUUAGCUGAGAUUCUGCCUCCUGGUGAUGCCCAGACCAGGGAAGAGUGGGUGCAGGUUCUGGACAGACUGAAGGAGAACUUCCACUCUGCUGUAGAACUCCCUAAUCAGACCCUCCGAGCAGUCUCUGACUUCUACCACUACUACAACAAAGUAGUUGUCCACUUGCACUAAUGUUUUAUGAUUCCUGACUGUACAUGCCAACUUUUUACAUUAUACUGAAGUGGUGAUGUAAUUGAACAUGACAACAAUUAGGAAGAUUAUUGAAAUUACAUUACAUUUUAAAUGUUUAUCUCCUGUGAUGUGCAUGUGGUUAGACAUUGUCUAUUUAAUCUGAUGUCAUGUACUCCAUUUCUUUCAUCUCAACAGGCCAAUAGUUGGUACAACAUAGUCCUGUGUGAGAACUUUCUCCAAGCCCUUCUGUGGGGUGUGAACUGUGACCGCCUCCCCAAGCGGCGCCACCCGCUGGAGAUGCAUGGCCCUGUCCCUGUGUGGAGGCAGGCGGUCUGUGACUUCCUGAGAAAUAACCCCUCCCCGGACAUGGAGGAGCUGGUCCAGCUGGCUCACCUGGCCAACGUCAUCCCUGACACCCAGCUGCAGCAGACUGGCAAACGGCUAUCACAAAGGUGAGAAACUCCAGUUGUGUGUCAGGAAACUACUGUUGUGUAAUAAGGUUUAUACCACCAUGCGAUUUGAAAUGCUUUAGUAGGGUAUUAACUAAAGACUUCCAUAGCCAUUUGAUCUGGUGACUUUUAUCGAAUACUUGAUCAAGGUUGACCCUGCCACGUUCUCUUUCAGGUGCAUGACUCUGUGUAAACUCCUGACCUGUCCAGGGGCAGUUCCUAUCAACGACCUCCAGUUAGCGCUGCAGUGGCAGUAUGAGUUUCUGCGAGCCAGCCACAGGAAAGGACCUGGGCCACAAACUAACCUGCCUGUAGGCAGAGGGCCUGAGGCCAUUCACAGCAUUCCAGAUGCGAUGUGUAGUCACAGUAGAACCUCUGGUUCCAGAUCCGACUGCCACACUAAGGACAACAUGCACAGCCACGGCUCCCCCUCCAACCUGAAGCACCAUCAGGCCCCUUUGGGUACGGCUCCCUCCAGUGCUGUCUCUGGGGCUGUGACUGCUGUAGGGAAGCCUCCGUCCCUCAGCUCCUUUGACUCUGGCUUUGAUGGAGCAGGAAGCGGCCACAUGGAGACUGGAGCUGGGCGAGAGGGGUGGGAGGGACUGUCCAGGGUACCAGGCACCAGGCAGCCCCAGAUCCACAAGGAGAACAUCUCCAGCGUGUCUGACUCUGAGGACCGCAGGGAGGAGUUUGACUUUGGCUCCGUGGGAAGCACCUCCAGGGCCAGCAUUCAGAUCAUCCCAAAGAUAACUGUGGACUCGAUGCAUUUUGAGAUCAAGCUGAAGCGGUCGGCUACCCUGCCCCAGAACCCAUGGCUCAGUCUGCCUGUGGAAGACCUGGAGAACUCCUACACGGUCACCAUCACCCAGAACCCAUCACAGUCACCACACCCGCGGGACGUCAAGAGCCCGAACCCUUCAGAGUGCUCCCACCACAGUGACCGAUCAUCCAACUGGUCCAGAGACCAGCCCUCACAGACAGAGGUACAAACCAGCCCUCAGAGCAGAGGGGCACAGCCCCGUAUCCUGCAGGCACAUGACAGCUUUGAUGACUCGGAUCUGAGCCCCGUUCGGAAUGCCCUCUCCAGCACCAUCGCAGAUGCAAGAGAUGGGCCCAACUACACUGCAGAGAGUGCCCCCACACUACUCUGGGAUACGUAUGACUUCCACAACCCCAAACAGGACACCUGUGAAAGGUAAUGGCACACUAUGCUCUUGUCUCCUGACUUGAUCCUCAUGGGUGCCCAUUGUGCCUAGUAAACUGAACGCCAAGCACUCGUCUUGUUGCUGUUUGAUGUGUUUGCAGGAUAACCAGCUCCAUGACUGAAGUCUCGUUAAAUGACUGGGACCUGAAGGAGCAGGAGGGUCUCAGGGAGGUAGAGGAGAUCUUGGACCGGGCAGCUGGAAUACUAGAGGCACGUUGGUUCAAAUGUUCAAUGGAUUGUUUUCAUGCCGAAGCAGUAAAUCGUUUGGCGCCUCAGAUUUGCACUUUACUGAGAUUGGUAAUAGUGACCUAAACCUAGGGUUGCAAAAUUCCGGGAAUGUUCAAUAAAUUCCCUGGUGUUCCAGAAAUCCCGGUUGGAGGAUUCCCAGAAUCAGGAGGGAAUAAGCAGGAAAUCUGGAAUUCUCAAUCAGGAUUUCUGGAAAACCUGGGAAUUUAUUGAAAGUCCCUGGAAUUUUGCAACACUACCUUAACCACAGUUGGCAUAGGCCAGUAGCUUGCAUUUGUAAACACUUCUCUAAUUCUUUGUGUUUUUAUACAGGAGGAAGAAAAUGUGAUGGCACAGGAGCAUAUGUUGGCUGUUCUUCUGAAGACUGAGAGCACGAACAAACCAUGGGAAUCAUGGGGCAGUGAGACGCAGAUAAGUGUGGUAGGUCAUGAUGAUAUAAAUGUGUACCUCUAGGUCAGAUCUGGAUCAUGGAACCAUUAAGCUGGUGAACUACGAACAAAGUAGACCACUGUCCGUACAUUACAAAUUGGAUUCUAUACAUUUGAUUUUGUGUCUCCCUGCACAUUGGGUAAGAAAGUAUUGUUUUUACAAGAUUGAACAUAGAUUUAAUUUAAUAAUACAAUAUGUUUAUUUUGUUUGCUGGAGUUUAAAUCGUAAUAGAUAAUCAGCUGAUGGGGAAUCUCCACUAUUAUUUUUCUGUUAUUGUUAAUAACAAUGUUAUUGUAUUGUUUUCCAGAUGUCCUCCUGUGACCUAAAGGCACAUGGUGUCCUGGGCCUUGAUGACAGUCUUGCCUCUGCUGACAAUGACAACCAGAGUGAAUGCAGGUCACCAGAGGCAGCCAGUGAAACUGAGGCCUCAGAACACAGCAUGUGCCACAAUGGACGGCUGAUGGAGACUGGUUUGACUGGUCUGAUGUCCCCUCAAAUCAGCAGGGGAGAGUUGCUGAAGGAGCUGAGAGGACUGCACGUUCUGGAUGAGCUCAUCAUGGAGGAGAACCUCAAGCUCCACGAGCUUCGACGGGCUGAGAAGCAGUGCCUUGAUGAAAAGCCCCCUCAAUCAGCGAGUUCCCGAAGUAGGAGCAAGGAGAGGCAGGUGUUUCUAUUAGAACUACAGAGGGAGAAAAGGGAAGUGGAGAGGAUGGAAAAGAGCCUAGAUAAAGAGAUGACCAAAGAAUGUCAACUCAAGAAGAGGAUAAGCAGAACCAGGAAAGUAGUGAAAUGCUCUAUAAUGGAAAGGACUUCUGAACUUAAAAACUUGGAGGACCGUGCACUCUGUGAUGAGCUUAUAUCAGACUAUAGGAGCCAACACCGCAACGUAAAGCACUUGCCUAUCUUGCCCCUAGACCCCAUAAACUUGGAUCCUAAUGAAUCCCUCAGUAUUACUGCAACCCCAUGUCCAGAGACUGCCAAAACCCCUGUAUCACAAGAAUUUGUUCAAAGUGUAAAUGGUCAAUCCCCACAUUGGGACUCUAAUAUAUCCGGUUGUGGUGAUGCCAUGGUAGAAGUAGACACUCCCAGCCACCAUGAUCUUAUGAAGUCCAGUGCACCACAACAAGUCUUAACUCCACCACAAAUCCCUUCUGAUACCAAUGAAUCUAUUGAAGAGGUUGGAAUCCAACACCAUGAGGGUACAGAGGAGAAAGAUUUAAGAUCUGGGGAAGUUGUUCAAAGUUGCACACCAGAGACCACCUCCUUGACACCGGAAAUGUGCCCCGAACAUGGAGCAUUUGACCCAGGUGCUAAUGCCAACAACCUCCCUGUGCCUAAACCAAGAAAGGCAUCACUUCCUGUGAAUGAUAAAAGUCAAGAACUCAAAAUUCCAACGGAACCCAUGUAUAGAACUCUCUGCCCUGAUGGUGAUUCAGACCCUGACCCUAGGCUCGCACCGCAAGUCGUGUCAGAGCUCAACACUCAUCCGAAGCCUAAAGAGCGACGCCCCAAAUCUACACACAGAUCUCCUAGUCCUGUUUUGAGUCCAGAUGUGAAUGAACACAGAAGUAACAACCACGACAAACCCCUCGCAGAUCAACAGGCGUCCUUAUGUAAUAACCCUUUGGAGUUCCAUGAACAGUCAAUGCUAGACGGUUGCUCUGUGGGAUCAAUAUUAACGCCUGUUGACUCUGACUGUGUUCAGAUAGAAAUCCAGACAGAAAUCCACCGCUCCCAGAAAUCUGAGGAUGUUUUAAUAACACAUUUGGGGUCUAAUUCUGAAGAGCUAUCUCGUAUGUCUGCUGAAGUAACAUCUGGAUCAUGUGAACCAAGCGGAGCUGAUGAGUGGAGAGAAGUAGAGGUCCCUGAUGGGUUUCAGAGGCGUGGGACUGCCAGGAGAUCCCCUGUCAAUCAACCCAAUCACCACAUCACCACUAGAGACGUAAGGCUUUAGUUGAUGGGAAAGAUAUCCACAUUAUUCACCAUAAACCUGAUUUUAUUAUACAUUCUCUUUCAGUUAAAUGUGAAUGGUUAGAUUAUUAUUUAUUUUUACAGAUGAACAAUUUCAAGACCGCUAUUGUGCUGGACACAGGAUCUGGUUUGAUGAAAGCAGGGUUUGCAGAUCAGGACCUCCCGACUACUGUAUUCCCAAAUAUCAUUGGGCUGCCCAAAUACGAGGUAACGCAACAGCCAAGUAUGUGGCAUCUAUACUCUGGGGCUGUGAUGUUUUUCAGCAAGUGAAGGUCAUUGGCCACCAUAGCUUUCCCUAUGUGCAGACUUUCUUUCUAAUUUACAUUUAUUCUGGCAUCAGGAAAUAAUGAAUGGCAUCUUGGAACGGGAGACCUACAUUGGACACGAGGCUCAACAUAUGAGGGGAGUCUUGGCACUGAAGUAUCCCAUGAAGAACGGAAUUAUACGCAACUGGGAUGAAAUGGAAAAGGUUGGUGAUAUGUUGUUGACUUAAUUUUAUCCAAUGAUCUGUAUUAGCUUUAGUGGUGCGUUUUAGGAGUACUGAUGAAGCCAUAGUAUCUGGUUGUGGUGGUUUUGACCUUUGACCUCACUGCUCAAUUGUGUCUGGUUUCAGAUUUGGCACCACACAUUCCAGCAGCUGCAUGUGGAACCAGAUGAUCACCCUGUCCUACUGACCGAGGCAGCCAUGAACCCGCUGGAGAACCGGCAGCGCAUGGUGGAACUCAUGUUUGAGUGCUUCAAUGUUCCACUCACCUACGUGGCCAUGCAGGCGGUGCUGGCGCUUUAUGCAGCAGGGAGAACCACAGGUAAAACAAGCACGAUUAUAUACUCUACAAAUGUGUCUAGUCGGUUAACAUAUUAAUUAAUAAUCAGUUGUAUGCCAGAGUAGAUGACUGUAUGUUUAAAGCUCAAAUCUAAUACUGGUUACUGUACAUCUACUAUCUGGAUGAAUAAUUGUGAAGAUGGCAGAUAAUCAUUAGAGUAUCUGUUUCUCCUACUAGGUGUAGUGUUUGACUCUGGGGAUGGAGUGAGCCAUAGUGUGCCAGUGUUUGAGGGAUACUGUCUACCUCACGCAGUGCAGCGCUGCACCCUGGCUGGCCAUGAUGUUACAAUGCACCUUAAAAAGGUAUUUGAUAUGAAUGCAUAAUUAUCUGUAUGUAUUUAUGACAGGGACAGGGAUUUGGUCAAUAAAACAAUUUAGUUCAAAAUUAUUUUCACUUAAACAAUGCCCAUUGCCUGUUCUUUGUGUUACUGUCCUGUGUCCCAGCUUCUGCAGGAGCAGGGGGUCUGCAUGCGCACUUCUGCCGAAAUGGAGAUUGUGAGGGAGAUGAAGGAGAAAUGCUGCCAGGUGUCCCAGGACUAUGAAUCGGAGUUAACCUGUGGGGGGUCGGCCAGCAGUGAGAUGUAUUACACCAUGCCUGAUGGACAGGUCGUCCGCCUCAGCACAGAGCGGUUCAGGUAACCAUCUGACCGACCCCCUGUAUCCUCACUCUGAAGACUAAACACUCACCCUAAUGAGUAGGGAUAAUUAAGUGAGGAAAUUGAGACUAAGAACUGCAAGUGUUUCCCCUUGCAAACAGUGCCAUUUUAUUCUUCAGUUUUGAUUAUGGUGCUACCAAAUAAGCCUUUGGAUAGGCACCAGGGGUCGGCUAAGAUCUGUUAAUCGGUGACGUCUUCCAUCCACAGGGCUCCUGAGAUUCUGUUUAAGCCAGAGCUAAUUGGACGAGACCAUUACGGGAUGCAUGAGAGUAUUUUCAAGUCAAUCCUCAGUUCAGACAUUGAUCUCCGGCGGAGCUUUUUGGGGAACAUCGUCCUAUCAGGUACAUAGUUUUGGUUUAUUAGUUGCUGAAUACUUGUCCACUCAUCUGCCCAUGUCUGCUCGAAGGCUGUGUCCCUAAUGGCACCCUAUUCCUAUGUAGUGCACUACUUCCUGGUCAAGAGUAGUGCACUACAUGGGGAAUAGGGUGCCAUUUGGGAUACAACAUAAACGUUUUUAAUUUCCCCUGUGAAGGUGGAAAUACCCUGCUGGCUGGACUGCCUGAGCGGCUUCAGAGUGAAAUUAGAACCAUGGUGCCUACAGACUUGGGGGAGUGUGUGAAGGUGACAAGCCCGAAGGACAGAGAUUUCUCUGUGUGGAGCGGAGGUGCAGUGCUGGCCAACUUGUCAUCCUUUGCCUCGGCCUGGAUCAGCCAAGAGGAAUAUGAGGAAUAUGGCCCCCAGAUUGUUUUCAGGAAGUGCUUCUGA